AUGUCGGCUGAAGGUUGCCAAAACUUGUCGCGGACUUAUGCGAUUGAGACACAAAGGUUUGUCCUCGAUGGCACAGCUCUGAUAACAGAAAAGGGAAUUGACAAGAUGAAAACGUCUGGCGGAGCUCUGAUGUAUUUCCCCGGCGGUGGGAGCUCCGCAGUAUUUGGCCCGGACGGGAAAUUGUUAACUGAACCCAUGGAGAGUACGACUGAAGCGAUCAUUCAUGCGGAUCUUGACAUGGACCAGAUUAUUGGCACCAAGCUCUUCGCAGACGCAACCGGUCAUUAUAAUCGCCCUGAUCUGAUGUGGCUAAAUGUCUGUAAGGAAGUAAAGAAGACCGCCCGCGAUGACACCGAUGUGGAUCUCGUUAAUGCGAUCGCUGGGGAUUCAUCCGGCUUCAAGUAG
Molecule: messenger RNA, 405 nt
Organism: Penicillium subrubescens
Lineage: Eukaryota; Fungi; Ascomycota; Eurotiomycetes; Eurotiales; Aspergillaceae
Product: carbon-nitrogen hydrolase
Exons: 2
Coding region: 1-405 (134 amino acids)
Molecular function (GO): catalytic activity
Source: RefSeq, a predicted model, not a curated record